CUUGUUACUACCAUACGACCCGCGGAACACGUGAGAAACCCGCUGACUGCCGCGCGGUGCGGUCUCUCCUCAUUCGCAGAGCCGGUCGCGACGCGUACCAUGUGGCCGCGCAUCGUGAGAAUAAGUUAAACGCUCCGACGACCGAUAACGUACAAUACUAAUAUAUUAUUAUAAUAUUGUUAUUAAUACGUCUCGGCGACAAAUCACGUUACGAUGUAAAAUACGAUAAUAUUACGAUAUUAUAUAGUAUACGUUUUUAUUUCGUUACCGUUCAAAACGACGACGACCCGACGACACCGACAAGCGGCAUCGAUCACGACGCGUAUCCGUCCGACCCGGCUCGUGUCCGUCUGCUGUUCCGCCCAGCCGGCCAGUGUCGAACCUACCCCGCGGGCAUGAUCGCCCGUUGAACCGGCACGUCCGAAUGUCGGCGCGAUCGCCCACAAACGCCGUGUAGCCGACUACGCACGACACAGAAUUAUCAAUUGUACACACAAUUUAUUUUCCCCAGAAUCACACGACGAGUUAUGGGAAAGAAUUGGCAAAUUACAAUAUGUGUCUACUCUACUGCCAUUAAAUGUCAAUGUUCUUUUUUCGUUUGCACAACCUUCGCCGUGAGGAGGAAAUAAAAAAACGCCGGAAACGAGGCAUGAGGCACAGGCAUCAGCUAACACUGGCCCCCAGCCGGUUGUUUGAGAAACCACCACUAACACCAUCUGAUAGCCUAGACGCGGUUGCCUUGCAAAUUCCCAGGGUACGAGUGGAAUAUUACGUUAACGAAAAUACAUUCAAAGAACGUUUACAAAUAUAUUUUAUUAAAAACCAACGCUCAAGUCUUCGUAUUCGUAUCGCAAAUUUAUUUUUCAAACUACUAACAUGUGUUUUAUACAUCGUCCGCGUCGUACUCGAUCAAGAUCCCACGUCCGCGACUUGUUAUGGAUGCAAAAUGGGAAACAAAACCGAAUUCCUAUGGAGCCGAAAUUUGACGGACGAGGCUUUCCAAGCGAGACCUAUAAUCAAUUGGGAUGCGAUCCAGUGGGUAAAACGACCGUUAGAGCUGUGGGUGAUACAGUGCGGACUGGCGAUUUUCGCACUCUGCGAAUCACUACUUCUCACGUACAUAGGUUACAAGGGAAAUGUAAUGCAACAACUACUAUCAUUCCACUUCCUUUUAGAGUUGAUUACAACUGUACCAUUUAUUUUCACAAUUUUCCAACCAACGUUGAUCAACCUUUUCAUACCAGUUUUUCUAAACUGUUGGUUGGCGAAAAAAUCCUUAGAAAAUAUGUUUAACGAUCUUCACCGAGCUAUGCAAAAAUCUCAAUCAGCACUGUCUCAACAAUUAAUGAUACUUUCAGCCACACUUCUCUGUUUAGUAUUUACUAGUGUAUGUGGUAUACAGCAUUUCCAAAGAGCUGGACAUCGGCAUCUGAGCCUCUUUCAAGCUACUUAUUAUGUAGUAGUCACAUUCUCUACGGUCGGGUACGGUGACUUCGUGCCAGACAUUUGGCCUUCCCAGCUCUAUAUGGUUGUUAUGAUAUGCAUAGCACUCAUCGUUCUUCCAACACAAUUUGAACAGUUAGCGUUUACAUGGAUGGAAAGACAGAAACUUGGCGGUUCUUAUUCAUCUCAUAGAGCACAUUCUGAAAAACAUGUAGUCGUCUGUAGUACAACGCUUCAAGCUGACACAAUUAUGGAUUUUCUUAAUGAAUUUUACGCACAUCCAUUACUUCAAGACUAUUUUGUGGUCCUAUUAUCACCAAUGGAACUGGAUACCACAAUGAGAAUGAUUCUCCAAGUACCUAUUUGGGCACAAAGGGUGAUUUAUAUUCAAGGGUCGUGUUUAAAAGAUGGAGAUCUGUCCAGAGCUAGAAUGAGUGAUGCUAAAGCUUGUUUCGUUUUGGCUGCUAGAAAUUAUGCUGACAAAACUGCUGCAGAUGAACACACGAUUCUACGUUCGUGGGCCGUCAAAGACUACGCUCCAACUGUUCCCCAAUACGUUCAAAUAUUUCGGCCAGAAAAUAAAUUACACGUGAAAUUUGCUGAGUUUGUUGUAUGUGAAGAUGAGCUUAAAUAUGCUCUUCUCGCUAAUAACUGCACAUGCCCUGGAGCUUCAACAUUAGUUACACUUCUGCUGCAUACAAGUAGAGGACAGGAAGGCCAGACUUCGCCUGAAGAAUGGCAUAGACUGUAUGGUAGAUGUUCAGGAAAUGAAAUCUACCACAUUCUUUUAGGAGAUAGUCGAUUUUUUGGUGAAUACGAAGGCAAAAGUUUCACAUAUGCAAGUUUUCAUUCACAUCGAAAAUUCGGUGUAUCACUAGUGGGAGUGCGGCCUGCCGAUUUACCAGAAUUUUACGAAGACACAAUUCUUUUAAAUCCUGGGCCAAGGCAUAUAAUGAAAAAAUCCGAUAUAUGUUAUUACAUUAGCGUUAAUAAGGAAGAAAAUUCAUCAUUUGUUGUUUCAAAUAAUGGUUCAGCACCCUCAAAACAUCUCGAUAGUAUGUUAAAUAAUGAUAAGCCCACAGAAGUUCAAAAAACAAUUAGAGAAAGUUAUACGUUCCAAAACAAACAAACAGAAGAACCGACAAUCGUAGGUAAUCAUUUGAAUAUCCCUAAGCCAAUGGAUAUGAACCCGAAUUUAUUGAGCCCUGAAAUACUAGGUCAAAGAAGAGGUAGUCGCCGUCCAAGUAUAUUACCAGUGGCUGAAAAUAUAACAGGUUCGUCAUUAAACAUAUCUGUACCUCAGCCAGAAGAAGAUGGAGAUGAAAGCGAAGAUGAGCUAGAAGACGAGGUUCCAUGGAGAUCGCCGAGUGAAAAAAUAGCAUUCCGCGUUACAGCGGAUGGUGAGGAAGACGUUUACACACAGCCUGUUUGGCAUGCUGAGUGGACCAGAAUAGUCAAAGGAUUUCCACCAGUGUCACCGUACAUAGGUGUCAGUCCCACAUUGUGUUAUUUAUUAAAGGAAAAAAAACCACUGUGUUGUCUACAGCUCGCUCAGGUAUGUGAGCAUUGUGCUUACCGAAACGCCAAUGACUACAAUUGGCAAAAUAAAACCAUAAUUUUAGCUGCCGAUUACGCAUCAAAUGGAAUUUACAAUUUCAUCAUACCACUAAGGGCACACUUUCAUCCGAAAACGUCCUUAAAUCCGAUCAUCAUACUAUUAGAACGACGUCCGGAUAUUGCGUUUCUAGACGCAAUUUCAUAUUUUCCCCUUGUUUACUGGAUGUUGGGAUCCAUAGACUGUUUGGAUGAUCUCUUGAGAGCAGGAAUAUUAUUAGCAGAAAACGUAGUAGUAGUAAAUAAAGAACUAUCAAAUUCAGCUGAAGAGGAAACAUUAGCAGACUGUAAUACCAUUGUAGCAGUCCAAACAAUGUUUAAGUUCUUUCCCAACAUUCGUAGUAUAACUGAAUUGUCUCAGUCGUCCAAUAUGAGAUUCAUGCAAUUCAGAGCACAAGACACCUAUGCGCUGCACUUAUCGAAAAUGGAAAAACAUGAAAAGGAAAGAGGCUCACAUAUAUCGUAUAUGUUUCGACUACCAUUUGCGGCUGGUUCAGUAUUCAGUGCUAGCAUGUUAGAUACAUUGUUAUAUCAAGCAUUUGUAAAAGACUAUGUUAUCACUUUUGUAAGACUACUGUUGGGUGUAGAUCAAGCUCCAGGUUCUGGUUUCCUAACUUCAAUGAAAAUUACAAAAGAUGAUAUGUGGAUACGAACUUACGGUCGUCUUUACCAAAAACUUUGUUCUACUACUUGCGAGAUACCUUUAGGCAUUUACAGAACUCAAGAUUUAUCGAACAUAGAAUCACCACCGGAUGCAUGUGGUACAGACUGCGAUAAAAUAUCUGAGGGUUCGGAUCAUGAAGCUUACAUGCCCAUUCCGACUAACUGUCUGCCUAAUUGCCACAGGAAUCAAAAUUCUGUAUUUUCAAUUAACAUGCACGAUGAUGCCCGCGAUAACCAUGACAAUUUGAUCGAGCGAGCGGAAAUAGUCAACUUGGUCAGAUCCCGAAUGGACAGUUUGAAUUUACCCGCCGUCGAUCACGAAGAAGUCAGCGAGAAACGGAGCAGUCUAUCAUACGUCAUCAUCAACCCUAGUUGUGACCUCAAACUCGAAGAGGGUGAUAUUGUAUAUAUUCUACGACCAAGCCCAUUUUCGGCUCAAAAAACGUUCGAACGGCACAACAGUCGUCGAAAAUCUAACAUAAGUUUCAACUCGACAAUCGGACAACUGGGCUUCGGUUCGAGGAGAGGGUCGAGCAUGGCGUUCCCUCCGUUCAUGACCAGGCCGCCACCGUUAGUCACCACUAAAGCAAAUAGCUUGUCAUUACCGGACAGUCCGACUGUGGGCAGCGCACUCCGAGCUCGGUCCAACUCUCUACGUGUUGUCGACGACAUACUGUUGAGACGGUCCAAUUCGCUUAGACAGGGACUUUCCAUGUGUAACCGGAAGAGCAGCCUCGAAGAGUUAGGAGUAUCGCAUUUUCCUAUCGGGUCAAUUGCUCACGAACGUAGACCCAGCAUGCAAGUAAGCCUAAGUGCUCGAUCAAUGAGAAAUAUCGUCACUGCGCGAAGGCGGUCUGAGCUGCACCCGAGCGAGAUGAGUGGCAGCGCCAUAAAGAUCGCGCUGAACGGCAGCAUCGGGCUGGAGGUGACUCCGCCCGAAGAGGUGUCCUCGCCCGGCAUGUCCAGCAACACGAGCAUGGUGACGGUCCCGUCACUGCACCAUCCGCCGUUGGCGUCGCCGGUCAUGUCGCCGCACUCGUCGCACGAACACUUGCAGGGCACGAUUGUAUGAUACAACUUGAUGUGGGGCAAACGGAAGAGCAACAACGCUCGCAACAAGUGGCUGUGAACGCACGUCACUCACGUUCUUCUCGAUUGCUUCCACAUCUGUCCACCGAUAUUAUAUAUUAUAUUUAUUUUUAUUUUUUUUUAUUUAUAUACCUAAAUAAUUGUUUAUAUAAUAUAAUAAUAUAAAACAUGUCAUCACACGCGCGCGCUACAACGACGAACGACAAAUUAAUAUUAUCGUUUGCUAUAUUUUAUGAUACACUCUCACACACACACACACAAACACACACAACACACACACACACUUUAUUGCAUCAGAAUUGAAAAUGCAGCUAAACCGAACCGACUCCACACGACUUUUUCCGCGAUAAUUAAUUUUAAUUUCGGGGCAUUGAGAGAUCGAAUUUAAUAUUUUCGUCAACUUUGAAAUCAAAAUACCGUACAAAAUACGUAAAUAAAGACAAUAAAAAUAUCAUGUGAAUAUAUCAACACGAUUUUUCGACUUUUCAUCAAGAAAAAUGUUACGAAAUGUGUUAUGUAUUCCUAAUAUUCAACAAUCCGUGCCGAGUAAAACCCUGGCUUAAUACUUCGCGGGUAGGUAACUCUACAAUCUACAUCUGCACACACAGACACUUACGUCUUGCACUCGAAAUGCGUAAACAGUUGCAUAUUGCAAUAUUUUACUAUUAUGUGUAUAUAUAUACAUUGUAUUUGUAUUUAUAUAUAUAUAUAUAUAUGUAAGGAAAAUGAAAAAUCAACAUAUCUGUAACAAAAUAUUAUCACAUCCUUACGUUCAACGUCAUCUUUGCAUUCACCGUUAUUACAUAAAUAUAUAUAUAUAUUUAUUUGUACGUGAAGUUUGCGAACGUGGUCGAUAUUUUUCUUUUCUACUAAGUACGGCAUCGGCACGAGAGAAAUCAAAAUGAUUAUGUGCCAAAAUAAAUGUGCACAUAAAUACUAUAAUAUAUAUAUUAUGAUAUGAUGUGUGUGUAUAAUAAUGAUACUAUAUAUGUUUGUGAAAUCCAAAAGAAUAAUAAAUUUAAUUCGAUUAGGUAGGGAACUUAUGGAACUUAUAGGGUAAAGAGUAAACUGGUAGAUAGGUACAUACGACGCGUCGGUUGGCGGCGAAACGGUUUUUCUUUCAUUUGUGAGAUGACUUUUAUUACCAACGAACAGGGUUUCAUACGAUUUUGAUAUCGAGCGAAAUUGUCCGUGACCACACAGGAGUAACUGCACCGUGCGAUGUGUACAUAUUUCUUUUAAUAAAUGGUUCUACGAUUCGCUUUUACUUCUUUUUUUUUAAGCCCAUCACGUUAUUCUAAAAAAAACCAAACCUUUCCCAGCCACUUGUUCCAGCAUUACUAUAUAAACAUAAUAUAUACCUACCAUAAAAACACAUAUCAAUCAAAUAUUUCGAUAUUUGAUAAAUUUCAAACAAUUAUAGUUGUCGACGACAUGAUUUAUCUAUAAUGUACGAUUAUUUUCAUUUCGUUUUCUUUUUUUUAUAUUUUAUUAUUCACUGAACAACAACCAUAUCAUUAUUGAUGUCAUACACUGUGUUUAUUUUGCAUUAUAAUAUUAUCUGUGUUGGUAAAUAUCUCUUAUUGUAACUACACUUAAUUUUAACUCAAGUUGCAUUACAACGAUGUACACGACUCAAAAAAAAACAUAAUAUCUUAUUGAUUCUGAUUUCCCAAUUUCUAUUACAAUUAACAAAACUGAUCGACAUUUAUUUACUUAUAUAUUUGUAAUUUAUACAUUAUUUAUUUGUUGUUUUGCUGAGUCGAGUAUAAAUAAUUUAAAUAUAAAAUUGUUACAAUAAAAAAAAAAACAUUUCUAGAAAACAUAUCUACUAAAAACGAGGUAAAUAUUUUUUCCCGCAGACUUUUUUCUGUUCCUGCUUUGAAUACAACAAUAAACAUACGGGUGUCGGGAAUACUCCGAAAUAAGAUUAAAAUACAAUGUUUUAUAACUAUUAUUAUUCGUGUAUUUCAAAAUCCGUACACACUAUGCAUACAGUUGAUGAAUUAAAUUGCUACCUAUCUGUGUUAUGAGUUCAUAGUGUUCGUACAAUUUUUUCUUUUGUAUAAAUUCAAUGGUGAAAUUAGAAUUUUAAACAUUGUCUUAGAUGAUGAAACGAUAAUAAUAUUAACUAUUGUAAAUUUAUUUUACAUUAAUGAUUAAUACGUAUUAUUUAAAACAAUAUAAACUCAAACUUUUAAACAAACAAAAGGUUUAAUUGUUAACGUAGAAUGUAUACUAAAGACAGAUGCAUAUUAAAAUAAUAUAGGUGGGUACGCGGUGUUCGUUAUAAUAACCUAAAAAUAAAAAAUAAUUAAAACUUGUUGUCGCUCUAUAUUAUGUUACUUGUUAUGUUAUAAGUUAUUAUUAUAUACAUAUUUUCUUACUUGCACGCUUUAUUGUAUUAUUAUAGUUAUGUUUGUAGAUCGUGACUAAAUUUUAUGUUCUUGUUGACGCCCAUAAAAAUGUAUACCUAAUGUUGUAAAUCGCACGUUUUUGUGUCAUUGAUGAACACGCGAACCUGGGACCAUUUGAUUUAUCAAUACACGAUUGAUUUGAAUGUUACAGUAUGAUAGUUUAAGAUGAAAGAAAACGUUAAAAAUACCAAUAAGUAUAUCUUGAUAUCGUUCGGUUAACUCAAAGUAAAAAAUUAACUAAAAAUGUAGACAUUUUAUAUAGGACAUCGCCGUGGUGAUAAAAUUUGUCUAGACUUUAGUUCCUAUAUAUUUAUGAUUCUAUUUAUAUAAAAAUGUAUGCAAAUCAUACAAAGUAGAUUUGAUCGAUAAAUGUAUGUACAUGUAUAUUUAUAUUAUAAACCGUAGACUAUUUGACGUAUUAUUAAAUGUAUUAAUGUGAUAGCAUUAUUUUCUUAUACUACGAGUACAAUAUCACACGCUGACAUUUUGGUACAUGCGAUAUUGUUCAACUGUGGGAACAAUGAUAAAUAAUAGAGACUAAAUAUCUUACUCUCGAACCCUUGUAUCUUUUGUAUUGAUAUAACUAAAAGCCUUAUUAGCAUAAAGUUAUCUUUAUUGAAUAAUUAUUAUAUGAAAUAAAAAUUUAAAAAUGAAUUCAAACAA
Aphis gossypii (cotton aphid) is the source of this 7889-nucleotide messenger RNA. RefSeq names its product potassium channel subfamily T member 2 (gene SLO2). Gene Ontology annotation, molecular function: intracellular sodium-activated potassium channel activity. The record is from RefSeq and is a predicted model, not a curated record. Gene Ontology annotation, cellular component: membrane. The coding region runs from base 578 to 4792 and encodes 1404 amino acids. NCBI's taxonomy places the organism in Eukaryota, Metazoa, Arthropoda, Insecta, Hemiptera, Aphididae. The transcript is spliced from 29 exons. Gene Ontology annotation, biological process: potassium ion transport.